AUGGAGCGGCUGGUUGUGUGUGUGCUGCUGUGUGUACUUCUAUGUGCGGUGCUGGUGAAGGGCUACAACUGCCCCGGCCGCUGCAUCUGCCAGCACCUCUCCCCCACUCUGACUCUCCUCUGUGCUAAGACCGGUCUGCUGUUUGUGCCCCCAACCAUCGACCGCAAGACCGUGGAGCUGCGCCUCACAGACAACUUCAUCACCAUCAUCCGCAGGAAAGACUUUUUCAACAUGACCAGCCUGGUCCACCUCACCCUGUCCCGUAACACCAUCAGCCAGAUCACACCCCAUGCCUUCCUGGGACUGCGCUCCCUACGAGCCCUCCACAUGGACGGCAACCGCCUCAGUGUCAUCAAGAGCGACCACUUCAAAGGCUUGGUCAACCUCCGCCACCUCAUACUGGGGAACAACCAGAUCCACCACGUGGCCCCUACCUCCUUUGAUGAGUUUGUGUCGACCAUCGAGGACCUGGAUCUGUCCAACAACAACCUGAGGACCCUGCCCUGGGAGGAGAUAGGCAGGAUGAGCCACAUCAACAUCCUCACCCUUGAUCACAACCUGAUCGAUCACAUCGGAGCUGGGACUUUCACGCUCCUCACCAAGCUGGUUCGUCUGGAUAUGACCUCCAACCGGCUGCAGAAGCUACCUCCAGACAGCUUGUUUCAGCAUGCCCAGGUGCUGUCAGACGCCAAGGGCUCCAACCCGUCUUCCUUGGCAGUGAGCUUCGGAGGGAACCCUCUCCACUGUAACUGUGAGCUGCUGUGGCUCCGCAGACUGACACGACACGACGACCUGGAGACAUGCGCCUCCCCGGAGCACCUCAUGGACAAGUACUUCUGGUCCAUCCAGGAGGAGGAGUUCAUCUGCGAGCCCCCGCUCAUCACCAAGAACCUAUCCACCAAGCCCUACGUCAUGGAGGGCCAGGGGGUCACCCUCAAGUGCAAGGCCAUGGGAGACCCAGACCCGGCCAUCCACUGGCGCUUCCCAGACGGCAAGCUGGUGCAUAACAACUCCCGCACCAUCCUGUAUGACAACGGUACCUUGGACAUCCUCAUCACCACCCUAAAGGACAGCGGUGCCUUCAACUGUGUGGCCUCCAAUGCUGCAGGCAUCGCCACAGCUGCCGUGGAGAUCAACAUGAUCCCUCUGCCCCUGUUCGUAAACAACACAUUGCAUCACAUGCGCGAGGCUGAUCGGGGCCUCUCUGAUAUCACCACCUCCUCCAAGUCAGGCAACGACACCAAGGGCCAUGACAAGCACCAGGACAGGAGGGUGGUGGUGGUCGAGUUGACCUCCUCCUCGGCUGUGAUCCGCUGGCCCUCCGAGCGCCACAUCCCAGGCAUCAGGAUGUACCAGAUUCAGUACAACAGCACUGCAGACGACACACUGGUUUACAGAAUGAUCCCGUCCACCAGUAAGACCUUCCUGAUCAACGACCUGGCGGCGGGCCGGGAGUAUGACCUGUGUGUCCUGGCGGUGUACGACGAUGGCAUCACCUCUCUGACGGCCACGCGCGUGGUCGGCUGUGUCCAGUUCCACACAGCCAGCGAGGUCAGCCAGUGUCGCUUCAUCCACAGCCAGUUUCUGGGCGGCACCAUGAUAAUCAUCAUUGGCGGCAUCAUCGUGGCUUCAGUGCUGGUGUUUAUCAUCAUCCUCAUGAUCCGCUACAAAGCCCACAGCAACCCCGAGGACAGCAAGGCCAAGGUCAGCUCCAGCAUGCACUCCCAGACCAACGGCAGCCAGCACAGACUCCAACGCUCCACCUCCAAACAGCCUGCCGAGGACAGCCACCAGAGAGAAGCCCUACCGGUGGCAGCCAAGGAGUGCAUGGCCCUGGUGCUGAAGGUGGACAGUGACAAGAGGGAGUGGGACACUCCUCUGGCCACCACGGCCGUCCUGGAAGUGGAGCUGCCCCCCCUGCCCACGGACAAGGUGAGGAGGACCAGCCUGGACGCCCAGCGCUCUGGAUCUGGCCCCCUGUCAGAGGACACACAGACAGAAAGCAGCCUGAUGGGCUCCACCAUAUCCUUGUGUCUCCUAGGUCCCAACGCCAGCACCAAGGAGGCCCCCAGGCUCAAGGACAAGAGCGCCCUGGCCAACAUGGGAUUUAAUAAUGAGCUGGCACGAACUAGGCACAGGUUCAGUUUUGACGGGGGAGACUACUCCAUAUUUCAGAGCCACAGUUACCCCCGCAGAGCGCGGACGAGGCGGCACAAGUCUACAAACCAGCUCAACGUGGAGUCCUCACCGCUCGCCAACCGGAGAGUCACUUUCAGCAGCACUGAAUGGAUGCUGGAGAGCACAGUGUAAGAGAUACAGCCUGGCCUCUCUGGCUCUCUCAAAGAGACACACACACACACACACCAACAGUUUGACACAUACACCCUCAUGCAUACACAUUUACAUAUCUAACAAAUAAAUCUCCAUGCAUACACAGACUCAUAGAGUUGCUGGAGAAGAAAACAGUCCCCUUUCAUCCUGCCACCCCUCAUACUCCCAGAGCGACAGAGUUGUUGGACAUUUCAUUAGUUUCUGCAGCAGUGCCUUAUUCUAAAAUAUGUACGAAUGGAGGAUGCUGCUCAUUGUAGUCAUAAACUUUCCUUUCUAUCAUGGUUUUCCCCGUUUCAUGGGGAGUGAUGCUUUGAGUUUUUUUGUUCUUUGACAUGCCAAGGGUUGGGGCAUUUGUAACUUUUCCUUUUAAUGUUAAAAAGAUCACACUGUAAAGUGAACAACCAGGUAUCUUGUAUGUUGAUCAUCCUUUGGGUUCUUUCAAAGACUUUUGCACACGAAGACACGACGAUACGAGGACAAGUAUCACACCAGUCUAUACAUUAAUAAAAAUAUAAAACUAUACACAUGCCGAUUUCAAAUGUUAGCAUAGAGAGGAUGGACCUGAUAAACCUGUGGACUCCUCCAUGCUGGUUGGACUGUAUGAUAUUACUAGGUAUUGUUCCUGAUGUGACUGUAUGAUAUUAAUCGGUAUUGUAUCUGGCUGGUCUAGAUAAAAAGACAACAAAAAAAUACAUAUAGAAGUAUAUUAAAAACAUUGGUGUAUGUGUA
Molecule: messenger RNA, 3060 nt
Organism: Oncorhynchus masou masou (cherry salmon)
Lineage: Eukaryota; Metazoa; Chordata; Actinopteri; Salmoniformes; Salmonidae
Product: leucine-rich repeat and fibronectin type III domain-containing protein 1-like
Exons: 2
Coding region: 1-2310 (769 amino acids)
Molecular function (GO): protein binding
Source: RefSeq, a predicted model, not a curated record